Messenger RNA from Coregonus sp. 'balchen', 696 nucleotides. Lineage: Eukaryota; Metazoa; Chordata; Actinopteri; Salmoniformes; Salmonidae. The record is from the annotation of a GenBank genome assembly.
AUGGAGAUACAGAACAGGGUUGAUGGGGAGACGGAGCAGAGGGAGGUGAAGGAGGGAACAUGGAGAAGGAGAGGAGAGGAGGAGGGACUAGGCAGAGAAGAGAGGUAGCAGAAGUAGCCGUGUACAACGCAGCACCGAACCCAAAAGCAGCCCUCCUUCCACUGGACACGUUGUAAAACAAACCCACAUCCCCAAAGGUUGGAUACACACAGGAGAUAGAACCAACGCCGUAUCCCACGGCUACGACUACGCCCUCCUGGAGCUCAAACGGCCAAUCAAACAGAAGCACAUGAACUGGGUUUAUUGGCCGCUGCAAAGCCUCUCCCCUUGGGUCGCAUCCACUUCUCAGGGUUCGACAACGAGCCAGAGGGAGGACAAACGGAGGGAGAGAGGGAAAAGGUGGUCUAUCGCUUCUGUUCAGUGACAGAGGAGUCAGACGACCUGUUGUAUCAGCACUGUGACGCCCAGCAGGGGGCGUCAGGCGCUGGUGUAUACAUCCGCCUCAGACAGGAAGUGGAGGGGUCCAAUAAGGGGAAGUGGCAGCGGAAGGUUAUCGGGGUGUUCUCAGGGCAUCGCUGGGUAGACGGGGACGGGGGUGGGGGUGAGCAGAGGGACUAUAAUAUGGCGGUGAGGAUCACUCCACCUAAAUACGCCCAGAUCUGGCCACUGGAUCCAUGGGGAUCCCAGCAUGUGUAG